This is a messenger RNA of Plenodomus lingam JN3, 597 nucleotides long. RefSeq lists its product as uncharacterized. NCBI's taxonomy places the organism in Eukaryota, Fungi, Ascomycota, Dothideomycetes, Pleosporales, Leptosphaeriaceae. The record is from RefSeq and is a predicted model, not a curated record.
AUGCCUGUCCCAAGCUACAACGCCAUGCCUCUGAGCAAGAUGUUCCUCGGCGUCCGCAUCCUCCAGGCCAUUUGCAUGAUCAUUGUUAUCGGUAUCUGCUCCAACUUUGUGCAGAUGAUUGUCACCACUGGCAUCGAGCCGCCCAAAGAGUUUGUCGGAACUCUCAGUGUAGCCUGCAUUGCCACGCUCUAUAUCAUGGUCAGCGUAGGCUACUACUGGUCGCAAGCCAAUCUCGGACUCCUCGUCAUGACUGCUGUCGACUCGCUACUCCUCAUCGCCUUCAUCGUCUGCGCCGUCACUUUGGGCAAGCCCAUCUCCUAUCUCAACUGUUACGUCAUUGGCAAGUCCUCCUCGGAGGUCGAUGCACAGUACGCCUAUGCCUUUGUCACCGCCGCUUCCCAGAACCUCAACAAAUCGGGAUCGAACAUGGGACUUAUGCACUGGGCCGGCAUCACCCGUAACAACUGCUUCCAGGCCAAGACUACCUGGGGCAUGACGAUCGCACUGUGCGUCUUGUUCACCACCUCGUGUGCGCUUCUGCCCACUCUUUGGUACAAGAACAAGAAGCCUGCUCCCAAGACGGUCGAGGAGGCCUAG